Molecule: messenger RNA, 543 nt
Organism: Monosiga brevicollis MX1
Lineage: Eukaryota; Choanoflagellata; Craspedida; Salpingoecidae
Exons: 5
Coding region: 1-543 (180 amino acids)
Biological process (GO): protein transport to vacuole involved in ubiquitin-dependent protein catabolic process via the multivesicular body sorting pathway
Cellular component (GO): ESCRT II complex
Molecular function (GO): protein homodimerization activity; structural molecule activity
Source: RefSeq, a predicted model, not a curated record
AUGGAAGCCCUGGAAGAAGCGCCUUGGGAGUACAGCUUUCCGCCCUUUUUCACGCUUCAACCCAAUGAAGAAACAAGGCGUCGGCAGCUGGCCACCUGGGCCGACUGGGUGCUCGCCUAUACCAAAAGAGCCAAUAUCAACCGCCUGGUUGUCGCUGAUGCCCCACAGAUGGAGCUCUUCAGCAACCGUGCCAUCGCUCGCAGCCUCAACGCGGACGGCAUCAGAUCUGUGCUUGACUAUCUAGAACAACGUGGCAACCUCGAAUGGAUCGAUGGCGGAACCUCAUGCCUUCUUAUUUGGCAGUCGCCUGCAAGAUGGGCUCAGCUCUUAUAUGAUUGGGCGGUGCGAACCGGCAACACUGACACCGUCUGCACCUUUUACGAGCUGCGCGAGGGCGAAAGUACAGAAUCUGAGCCUUUCCACGGCAUUGAUGCUGAAAUGCUGCGCAAGGCAGUUGCAGCACUCCAACGCGAACACAAGGCCGAACUCAUUCAGAUGAAUGAUGCUCCCAAUGAUCUUGAGGAUGGCAUCAAGUUUUUCUAA